AUUGCCUCGACAUCCUUGUUGUCUAGGUUCAACUGGAAUCUCGAGCGUUUGACCGCCAGAAGACCGCUAGACAGCUAUGUUGACUCAGGAUGAGACUCGCCGGGCCAUCUUCUUCGCCCUGCAACUAUUGUCAAGAUCCAAAGCACAGCGUCAGUUGCAUUCCAUCGCUACAAGCACCUCGUCGACUUCUACGAGACGCGAUGCAAAUCGAUCGGGGUACAGUCGGGCAGCUUCAAAUCUCUUAUCGGCGGCUCAUAAGCGACCUUCCUCGCCUCAAAUUUCAAAGCCUGAAAAGCUCGAGGUCAAGGUCAAAGUUGCUUCGAAAAGUGGCUCAGCCAGCGGUCAUAAAUCAGGCCAUACAGUUGGACAGAUCACCAAAGCAGCCAAUACUGCACAUCUGAAAUCUCAGACAAGGGGUCAACAGACUUCUGCUUCCUCCAGCAGCUCACUCUCGACUCAGCGCUUGAAGCCAGCAAGCAGCAGUUCUUGGUCGAAGAAAAAGCAAUUGGAGGCCGGAAGGAGCAGAGGUGUAUCUGUAAAGGGGGAAAACGGAGCUGUCGAAUCAUUGGACCAUCACUCGACGCGCAACACCAGCGCAAAAGCCAACAGGCCGACAGGCGGGACUGCAGGGGUUCCUAGCGCACGUCAUUCGCUGGAUCACGAGGAGCAAGAAGCAUUGGCUGCUUUGGCCGCCGCUGAAAACUGGCGGGUCCCCAUCAAGCGAAACGUGAUGGAGGAGAUUCUGAGUGAGGCGUCACCGCGUGCCGGCGAUGGAGGUGUCAGCGACGAUUCCGGGAAUGUCAGGUCAGCCAUGACGGCUAGAGGCAGAAUCGCGGCGGAUCAGGUUUCACUCAGAUCUCAAAAACCCGAUCGACAUAUGGUGGUCAAUCGUCUUCGGUCCAACCUUACGGGAAUUCCUUUCAGCCCUGGUAUCCAUUUCAUGCAAGAUCCCAGAACUGGAGUGUAUAAUUUCGACCCCAACCAGCUUCACCAGGUGCCUAGCCCCGAAGAGUUCGCUUAUGAUCGAGUCGCUCCAUAUUCGAAACCAUCGACGCACAAGGAGUUGGCGAAUUUGGCCGAGAAGGCUUCCUGUACAUAUGCUGGAUCAACAUCUACUCUAACCAAAGCUUUCAGUCAAAUUUAUUUUCUCAUCAGCCGCGAUCGCGGAGUCAAUAUCAAACAAUUUUCAGGCCAUUUCACCACCGAGAGGACCGAUUUCUCAUUCGGUUGUCAACUUCCUGCCUGCCUAGAAGUGACCAAAAAUCCGGAGAACGGGGUUUGGUAUGUCGAUAAUGACAAGUCGGUGGACGUCGACAACAUUCUCGCAGACUAUGGCGUUAUUAUGGAGAAGAUGCUUACUCUUGAGCCUGAAGAAUUUGCCAAAUUGCUCAAGAAGAAUCCCGGAGAGCCGAACGCCCAGCAGCAGGAUGUAUCUACAGAGGCCUUCUACUAUCAGCAUGGUGCAAAGUUGAUGAUGCGGUCGCAACUCGACUGCUAUGAUCCUCGUCUCCCAGGCACCGGCGUGUUCGAUAUCAAGACAAGAGCGUGCUUACCGAUCCGGUAUGAUCGAGCCAAUUGGAUCGCUAACUCGGCCUACGAGAUCAGUCAGGAAAAGGGUUUCGUCAGGUCGUUUGAGCGAGAAGACUAUGAUAUGCUUCGGGCGACCAUGCUGAAGUAUAGUAUGCAAGCGCGUAUCGGAGCCAUGGACGGCAUUUUUGUCGCCUAUCACAGUACGGCCAAGAUCUUUGGAUUCAGAUACCUGCCUUUAGCUGAGAUCGACUCACAACUUUUUGGGACGACUGAGAUGGCGGAAAUGUCUUUCAAACUUUGCGUGGCACUUUUUGAGAGUCUGUUGGACGAAGUGGUCGGUUGUUUCCCGGGACAUGACAAGCUGAGCGUAACCAUCAAACAUUUCCCGGGGACAAUGGAGAAGUCUGCUGGUACUCUUGCCGCCUUCGUACAACCGAGAGGCUUGGAGGAGGAUGGUGCAGACGUCCCUAUCCGAGCCGUGCUACUCUCUGUUGACAAUUUCAUCGACGGAGAAAAGGUUGAAGGAGGCUUCGAGUUGAACUUUGAUGAAAAUUCUAGAAAGGAUCAGACGUGGGCGGUCGAUUGGCAAAUUGCUGUAUCUGGGACGGAUGCGGCAACUCAGCAAAAGAUGUCGCAAAAGCUGAACGAGGCAUUGCGUGAGAUCAACGCGAUGCAAAAGCUCGCACCUCCAGAAGGAGUCACCUUGGAUCAGAUGCGAGCUCUGGAUCGAGUCAAAUACGGUGCAGACGAGACAGUUGCCAAGAAGGGCCGAGCAGUCUGGAUCACGCCCAACCUCAAUCAGUUAAUGUACAGAAAAGAGGCAAAAGAUAGCGCUUCGGAACACAAGAAACGGAUGAAAGAGUGGAGAGAGGGACACGACAAGGUUCUCAGUUGGCAACCUGUACCCACGCCCACGCCAUGAUGGCAUUCCUGAUGUACCAUAGCUUGUAUCACUUGCAUCCUCACUUGACAAGGUGCAUU
This is a messenger RNA of Kockovaella imperatae, 2511 nucleotides long. RefSeq names its product mitochondrial protein Pet127-domain-containing protein. NCBI's taxonomy places the organism in Eukaryota, Fungi, Basidiomycota, Tremellomycetes, Tremellales, Cuniculitremaceae. Gene Ontology annotation, cellular component: mitochondrial envelope; mitochondrion. The coding region runs from base 77 to 2452 and encodes 791 amino acids. The transcript is spliced from 13 exons. The record is from RefSeq and is a predicted model, not a curated record. Gene Ontology annotation, biological process: mitochondrial RNA 5'-end processing.